Molecule: messenger RNA, 687 nt
Organism: Cladophialophora yegresii CBS 114405
Lineage: Eukaryota; Fungi; Ascomycota; Eurotiomycetes; Chaetothyriales; Herpotrichiellaceae
Exons: 1
Coding region: 1-687 (228 amino acids)
Source: RefSeq, a predicted model, not a curated record
AUGACUUCUCCUGCACAGAUCACCAGUUCCUCACCUUCGAACCUUGUUCUCGUCGACACGAGCAAGCUCUGCGAAACCUGCGCUGCUCAGAUUUUACCAGCGGGCCACGGCCACAACAGCGACAGCAACAGCAGCAGCAACAACAACAACAACAACAACAACAACAACCACUACCACCACCACCACAACAACAACAACAGCGAGGGGAUCGAGCCCUCAACAUCCACAUUCACACCACCAGAGACUUCAGAAGCCUCCUCGAGCGUCAGCGCACCUGCUCCGGCACCCACAGCAACAACAGAGGACAUCGUCCAACUGAUCAUGAUAUCCGAGCUGAGAAGUGCCGAAGAGAAGCUGGAGCAGGGGCAUGCCGACCUCGAGGUCGCUCGGAGAGCGUUCAACCACGAACGCCGGGGCGUCUUGGCCUCGAUGCGGAACGCAAGGGAGGCCCUCCGCGUCGCCACGGACGGGUACUGGCAGAACACGCACGACCUGUCCGUGGCGAUGACGGUCUUCCGACGCGAGAAGCACGAGUUCGAGAACGCGAAGGCGGCGUUGGAAGAGGCGCGCGCGGCGCUCAACACGGAGCGCGAGGCGUUCGAGGCGGAGGUGCAGGCGGCGAACACCAGAGGCGAGAGGAGGAGGAAGAUCUGGAGACGACUGACCGGGUGGUUGGGCCGUCAAUGA